This is a messenger RNA of Coniosporium apollinis CBS 100218, 768 nucleotides long. RefSeq lists its product as uncharacterized. Bases 1 to 768 code for a protein of 255 amino acids. The record is from RefSeq and is a predicted model, not a curated record. The transcript has 2 exons. NCBI's taxonomy places the organism in Eukaryota, Fungi, Ascomycota, Dothideomycetes.
AUGGCGACUUGCGUGGCCUGCCAGCAGCCAUUGAUCCUAGAGAUCGACGGCUCAGACGACGAUGAAGAUGUCGAAGUAGGUGGUUUAAGCAGCGCUCCCACGCCAUCCGCAACAAAAACUGUUCCGGACGACGUUGGAUUGGCCUGUGGCUGUCAUUUUCACUGGCAAUGCCUUCUCGACGCGUAUACCGUUACGGAGUGCCCGAAUUGCGGAACGAACCUGGCAACACCAUCCCCCUCGGGUGGGGAACAGGUCCUGUGCACAUUAAAAAACGAGGGAGGUCUCCAAGAGAACCUUGAUAUCCUUCCCCUCCUUACCGAAGAGAGCUACCUCAGAGCGUAUCCGGAGGAGCGCAAAUGCCGGGCAUUCUUAGAGUUCUGCCGCGAAGGAGAGGUGCAGGCUAUUGUAGCUAUGCUUCAGGAUGACGAGGAUGAGGAGGAGACCAUGCAGGAGGGAGAACCGAUUGACGUCCUCCGGUACCAGGACCCUAUCGGCGAUAUGCAGUCCGGAUUGCACGCAGCCGUUGCGGGAGGUAGCCGGGAGGUUGCCUGGCUGUUGCUUCUCCUAGCUUCUGAACUCGACUUACAGCAGUUCCCGGCACCGGUCUUUCAGGAGGCGGGGGCUAUGGGAUUGAUGAGGGAAGACCAGACGGGGAAGGUAGAUAUCAGGAGCCUCAAAGACGCACAAGGCAGAACUGCGGAGGACUUGGCAGCCGCAAUGGGAGGCGUAUGGGUCGGAUGGCCAGGUACCGGGAGGCUCGCGGUAUGA